Trematomus bernacchii (emerald rockcod) is the source of this 4211-nucleotide messenger RNA. RefSeq names its product Fli-1 proto-oncogene, ETS transcription factor (gene fli1). Gene Ontology annotation, biological process: regulation of transcription by RNA polymerase II; cell differentiation. NCBI's taxonomy places the organism in Eukaryota, Metazoa, Chordata, Actinopteri, Perciformes, Nototheniidae. The coding region runs from base 431 to 1783 and encodes 450 amino acids. The transcript has 9 exons. Gene Ontology annotation, cellular component: nucleus. Gene Ontology annotation, molecular function: sequence-specific DNA binding; DNA-binding transcription factor activity, RNA polymerase II-specific. The record is from RefSeq and is a predicted model, not a curated record.
UGCAGAAAUAUUUCAUAACUCGGACAAAAUAGUAAACCUUUCCACACCAUCUGUGACACUACUGGGAAAGCAAAACACACAAGCCUAUUCUACAGCAGGCUACAACAGCAAUGGCUGUGCACAACGCAGGCAGUCAUCCUGUAAAUAUUUCCGAGCAGAAAACAUAACAGUGGAGCGAACACUCAAUUGUUUUCCCUGCUUAUCUCUCUGGGACAGUAUCCUGCUUUUUUGAAGGCAGGGCUUUCGGUGACACACAGCUUCCUUCUCAACCUUCUCAACAGUGGUGACUUCACUUCCCAAAUUUAGAGGAAAGAAAAAACUCAAUCCGGUAAAAGUGUCUCUUUCGCUCUGCCACAUACCGGGGGCUGGAAUUAAUUCAGGAGCGUGUCAUGUUUGGGAUAUUGUCGGAGUCCGCUGAAAAUUGCGCAAAAUGGACGGAACUAUUAAGGAGGCGCUAUCAGUGGUGAGUGAAGACCAGUCCCUAUUUGAGCCUCCAUACGCUGCUGCUGCCCCUCUCCCCAAGACAGACAUGACUGCAUCUGGCACACAGGACUACGGCCAGACCCACAAAAUCAACCCCUUACCCCCACAGCAGGAGUGGAUCAACCAGCCGGUGCGGGUCAACGUCAAGAGAGAAUAUGAGCACAUGAAUGGAUCCAGGGAGUCUCCAGUGGACUGCAGUGUGGGUAAAUGCAAUAAGCUUGUCGGGGGUAACGAAGCAUCUCAGAUGAACUAUGGAAACUACAUGGAUGAGAAGAAUGCCCCUCCCCCUAACAUGACCACCAAUGAACGGAGAGUCAUUGUACCUGCAGACCCCUCGUUGUGGUCACAGGAUCAUGUGCGCCAGUGGCUAGAGUGGGCCAUCAAGGAGUACGGCCUGGUGGAGAUCGACACGGCCAUGUUUCAGAACACAGAUGGCAAAGAGCUCUGCAAGAUGGGCAAGGACGACUUUCUUCGGCUUACCACCAUGUACAACGCCGAAGUGCUUCUCUCUCAUCUCAAUUACCUCAGGGAAAGUAGCUCAUCAUUAUCCUACAAUACGCCAUCUCACACAGACCCUUCCCCACGUCUGGCUGCCAAAGAGGACCCCUCAUAUGAUGCUGUACGGCGGACAGGCUGGUCAAACAACAUGCACAGUGUCAAAGGUUCACCCGUGGUUCCUCAGAAUGUGACCAAGUCCACUGAGCAGCCCAGACCUCAGCCAGAUCCUUACCAGAUUCUGGGCCCCACCAGUAGUCGCCUAGCCAAUCCUGGUUCAGGUCAGAUCCAGCUGUGGCAGUUCCUCCUGGAGCUCCUGUCUGACAGCGCCAACGCCGGCUGUAUCACCUGGGAGGGAACCAAUGGCGAGUUCAAGAUGACGGACCCUGAUGAGGUGGCGCGGCGCUGGGGCGAGCGCAAGAGCAAGCCCAACAUGAACUACGACAAGCUGAGCCGUGCGCUGCGCUACUACUACGACAAAAAUAUCAUGACCAAAGUGCACGGCAAGCGCUACGCCUACAAGUUCGACUUCCACGGCAUUGCUCAGGCGCUGCAGCCGCACCCCACCGAAUCCUCCAUGUACAAGUACCCCUCGGACCUAGCCUAUGUGCCUUCCUACCACGCCCACCAGCAGAAGGUCAACUUUGUAUCGCCACACCCUCAAUCCAUGCCCGUCACCACCUCCAAUUUCUUUGGACCCACCGCUCCCUACUGGAGCUCGCCCACUGCGGGCAUCUACCCCAACCCAAACGUUCCCCGCCACCCCAACACCCACGUGCCGUCCCACCUGGGUAGUUAUUAUUAAACCUUCCACUCUGACCAUCCAAUCCUUUCAAAAAUAAAGUCCACAAUUGCUGACCUGCACUCCCAAAUGACGCAGAACCAAUGAAGACUGACUUGAUCGAGGCGUCUGUCCUCUGAAGAAGUGAUGCUCCUAAAUGAAGGAUGAUGAAAAUUGAAGGAGAGUUUUUUUUUUUUUAUAUUUGUAAGAAAAUAUAAACAACUGGAUGCUAUGGUCCAAAAUGGAAUACUACUUACCCUUACCAGACUAGCAACUGUUUGUUUAUGCUUUUUGGAUGUGCGUCUAAGUUUCUUUCUCUUUCCUAAAGCUUUUACCUUUUAAAAAACCUCCCCAAAGCCAAAGCAGGACAGGAGAACAACUCGAGCCUGUCUCCCUCCGCGCCAAGCUACAGAACCAGACAUGGGCCUUUUAUUUAUGGGUCUCAAUCUACAUCCUCCUCAGUACAUUAUGCACGUUACGCUUUAAGCAUCUGCCUUUUCUGCUUGUCUAUGGCCUUGUUGGGGUUUCUUGUUCCCACCACAUCUAGCCUUCUGUUUCCACUGUCUCCGUCUGCUCGUCUGUCCAUCUGCAUCGUUUUAUGUGUGUGUGGAGAGUCUUCUGGAAUUCGCUGGACAAGGAGGAGCUCUCAAAGAGAUGGACUUUUCUCAGCACUGAAUGAAAUUUGGCAACUGGAAUAUGCCAUUCACAAAUUUAUUUAUCCUCCAAACUGGAAGGCUAGAGAAGAGUUAAACGCCAGAGAAGGAAGCGCUGUAUGUUUUGCUGACCUGGGUGAACUCACUUACUUUAAAAUCUUUCUGUGUGUUGUGUGCAGAGUUCAAAAUGGGCGACGAGUACAGUUGACUCGAGUGUGCUGCGGAAGCUGAGUCAAGAUUUAAUUGAAGUAAUUUGCAACAAUAAUUCAACCCAGGUCAGAUGUUUUCAGGGGGCCACACACUAGGCUUUUAAAUGUUUGCCAUGCUGUUAACCCUUCAGCCAUGCCAUUUCCAGAUGUUCUGUUGCUCGACCAUGUCAGUAUUAAUGUGAAUGUUUUCUGGUUUGUGAAACACACGUGAAAGGGAUCGCCUGCAGCAAAAUCAAAAUUUGUCAGAUGUUUUCAUUCUGUCUAAUGAAAAAGUCCUUAAUUGUAAACACCAUGUUUGCUGUACAUUUCUGUAUCCAAAACAUGAAAGUGCCUUUUUUUUUGGAGAUGUUGUCUAAACAAGUCUGUAUGUUGUUUGGAUUUUUUUUUUUUAUCCCAAGUGUCUUACCGUGAAUCCAGCUUUAGUACAUGGCAUAAUAAGAGACUUUAUCCUCACAGUGCCUUAACUGCUGUUUUAUACUAUAUAUUUUAUAUUCAUUAUACACAAUACAGCAUUCAAUCUUUUAAUGAAUAGUACGUUUCAUAAUGAUCUAUAUCCGUGUCUCACCAGAAAUCUGACAAUUUUUGAUUUUGAAGUGCACUCUGUCAAUAACGGCUGCCACAGUGUCUCCUUCCUCCAUAUGUCAGCUCAGAGGAGUGGCCUAGCGUUAUGUAAUGUUAGCAGACAGUUUAGGUUGCAUUUUACCAGGGCUGGAUCCUAGUUUGAGAGCAGCAUGUGUGUUUGAAUGUUAGUUUCUCACUGAUCUGAAGCCCAGCAAAAUGCACAUGAAUCUCAAGUCAGGAUUUCAUCAUCAUGUAAAAGUAUCAUGUCUAAAUACAUAUCCAUCUUCAGGUGUUCAAAGCUGUUAAUAGCCAAAGUAUUCCUUCAGAGUUACUGAAUAUGGACACUUGAAAAAAAAUUACUUGGGACUGAGUAGUUUAAGAACAAAAACCAAAAAGUAUGACGAGAUGAAACAAAGAAAUCCUCAGAUUCGCAAACGCUGUGCGUUUGUCAGACCUAUUUUUUAUUAUUUUAUAAGCAUCAGUCAACUAGGCAUUAAAGCAACUUACUGUAUAAAUUAUGCAGAGUUAUUUUCAUAUGUGACACAGUAUAAAAAGUCAAGAGAAUUAAUACGAGUUGACCUCGGUCAAAAAUGCAAACCUUUUAAGUCCAUUAAUGCUAAGUAGUUUGUUCAGCAUGUUAAACGUUUUAUAUCUGUACAUUUGGGCAAUACAUUGUAACAUUUUUGUUUUCUUGUUACUGUUAUUAUUUCUGAAAUUUGGUUGUAACAUAAGUAUCUUUAUGUGCACAAGAUAUUUUCGUGUAUUCCCAAUACCACAAAUGCCUUCUUGAAUCAUAAUCUAACAGCCUGGAACUUCUCUAUUCUACGUGAUUAUGAUGGAUGCACCAUUUUGAAUCACUUCUUAAGCCAAAUAGCUCUGGAAUUAAUAGCUUUUCAUUUAACUAAUUCAGGUAUUUUUAUGCAAAACAAUACAAAUAGUGUUACUAUCCACAACCAGCUUCUGAAAGUUUAUAGCUUUAAAAAAAAAAAAAAAAGGGAAAUUGUCAUUUGUAGCAUAAAGAAAUGGUUC